AUGGUCGCACUCACGUUCCUUGCGUUUGCCGCUCUCUUCGCGCCUUCCGUCACCGCUGCUCCAGCCCAGGCGUUCUCCGUCCCCCAUGUCGACCCCACAAAGUUCCUCUGCCAGCUUCCCAUCCUCAAGAAAUGGGUCUGCCCCCUCAAAGGAACUGCCGCUCUCAACAGGCAGACUCCUUGCGGCACUGCCGGCGGCAUCCAGGACCCCCAAGGUGCCUACAGGUUCGUCGUCAAGUAUGGCAAUGCUGCGCGUUGGGCGCCUUCCACCGUUGCUUCUACUUGGGCGCUUCCUAAUGGCUUCACCAACACUUCGGCCCUACCUCUCGCCUGCCCGCAACCUGGUCUUGACCCAUCCAACUACUCAGAAGACUGUCUUUCUAUGGUCCUCUACGUACCCCCGUCCUUGUCCUUGACCAGUUCUGCUCCCACUCUCGUCUGGGUUCAUGGUGGUUCGUUCGUUGUCGGUUCUGCAACUGGCGUUGGUCUCGAUGGCUCCAAGCUUGCUAUUGCCACAAACUCUAUUGUUGCAGUUGUUCAGUACCGUUUGGGUGCACUUGGAUUCCUCGCUCCCAACGGUCAGAACAACCUCGGUGUCAAGGACGUCAUCACUGCCCUCAAGUUCUUGAAGACGGUUAUUCCUUCCUUUGGUGGAAGCUCUUCAAAAAUCACUCUCGCCGGGCAAAGUGCCGGUGCCAACAUGAUUAGAGCGCUUCUUGCAGUUCCAUCAGCGUCCAAUCUUUUCAGGUCGGCUAUUUUACAGUCGGACCCUAUGAAUUUCGGCUUCAUCGGCACCACUACGCAGAACACGCUCAUCUCCAACUUCACCGGUCAAGUCAACUGUAGCGGCGGCGAUUCCGCGUGCCUCAACGCCCUUUCCACGGACACUAUUAUCAACGAGGGCAUGAACGUUUUCUCCUGGGCCUACAUCUUGGACCCCGCUGCUGGUCGUAACCAACCGUUACGCCCCGUUCUUGACGGCUCUUUAAUCACGUCGCCACUGGACUCGACGGGCUCAUUCCCUGCUGUCUCGAAACCCCUCCUCAUCACCUCCGUCUCCAACGAGGCCGGACCUGCCAUCUAUGGUGGUUUCCCUGCUCUACCCGAGAAUAUGUUCGCUCCUCUGUGCGAGGCAACGUUCGGCCCCGAACGUGCAGCUAUCGUUGUCGCGCAACCCUUAUAUUCUCCUGUUCCUGCGGCGGACGGUUCGAUCGAUGCGCGCGCACAGCUUCAACAGGUAGGCACAGACUAUCUCUGGCGCUGCUCCGGUUGGACGUUUGCACGUAGCUGGGUCUCGCAUGGAGGCAAGGCCUAUGUGGGCGAGUAUAUUGUUGGUGCGACGUACCCCAGCAAUGAUUGGGUGUCGUACUGCGCCAAGGCAGGCGUCGUUUGCCACGAGGACGACAUUCAGAUUGUUUUCGGCACGACUCCCAACCCCACAAGCGCCCAAUCAGCACUGGCAACGGAGAUGCAGCAGCGUUACAAGGCGUUCCUCUCAAGUGGCAACCCGAACACUGCGGGUGUCGCUUCUUGGAUCGCUGCGACUGCCACCGAUGUGCACCCUAUCCUUCUUGGUGGCUCGGGCGAGGCGAUCCUCGGAGCUUGUGACCCUAGUUUCUGGGGCUCCGGUGUCCAGUACGACUACCAAUUCUACGCCCAGUAA
This is a messenger RNA of Cyclocybe aegerita, 1662 nucleotides long. The record is from the annotation of a GenBank genome assembly. NCBI's taxonomy places the organism in Eukaryota, Fungi, Basidiomycota, Agaricomycetes, Agaricales, Hemipholiotaceae.